AUGUUUCCCACCCGCGCCCUGCUGGGGCGAUCCGUUUGGAAAGGCCCGAACAUUGUCCCCCUCCCUCUCCCCCGCAAGCUCCCCCCUGCGCCGAACACCCCGCCGAUCAAGACGCAGAAGCGCAGCGCAACCAUUCUCCCCAACUUCGUCGGUCUGCGGUUCUCCGUCCACAACGGGAAGAAUUAUCAGGAUGUGCUGAUCACGGAGGAGAUGGUCGGGCGGAAGCUCGGGGAAUACGUUCCGUAUGUUGCCAGCGCCUGGUCUAUGUCGUUGAGCAUGGUGGUGGUUGUGGUGGCAUUCGCUAACGGUUGCAUUUGUCAGGACCCGCAAGAGAUUCACGUACAAGCAGUCGAAGAACAAAUGAUCAAGGCGUCGAUGUAUCGGUCGGGGUGGUGUGCUGUUCUGUCUAUACCUGACAUGGGGAGGUUUCUGUCCGGAAUCGGGGGCCGUAAGCAGUGA
This is a messenger RNA of Aspergillus terreus NIH2624, 459 nucleotides long. Its product is annotated as mitochondrial 37S ribosomal uS19m domain-containing protein. NCBI's taxonomy places the organism in Eukaryota, Fungi, Ascomycota, Eurotiomycetes, Eurotiales, Aspergillaceae. Gene Ontology annotation, cellular component: ribosome; cytosolic small ribosomal subunit. Gene Ontology annotation, biological process: ribosomal small subunit assembly; translation. The coding region runs from base 1 to 459 and encodes 152 amino acids. The record is from RefSeq and is a predicted model, not a curated record. Gene Ontology annotation, molecular function: structural constituent of ribosome. The transcript is spliced from 3 exons.